Knipowitschia caucasica is the source of this 948-nucleotide messenger RNA. NCBI's taxonomy places the organism in Eukaryota, Metazoa, Chordata, Actinopteri, Gobiiformes, Gobiidae. The record is from the annotation of a GenBank genome assembly.
AUGAGCGCCUUACAACAAGUAGAACUGAAUAUCACCUCUCGCGAUGGGCUGAACUCUCUGGCCUUGGACCCUGCGUCCCACUCAGAGCCGCUGCAGUUCAACAGGUCACUGAGCGAUUGUCCUGCUUUAGAGAGCGGAGCAGAGAGCAGCAACAAGAGGAAGAGGACCACCCUGCCCACAGCAGAAGUGAUCCACAAGAUGAGCAUGGACUCCAGCUCGAUGCCGAUGCCCAUGUCGGAGCCUGGAGCCUGGGCCACGGCCAUGAACAACCUGGGGAUGUCUCCACUGGGGCUGAGCGCACAGACACUAGUGCCAGACUUCGAGCCAAACUUGGGAAUGAUGCCGGAGUUCAGCCCCAUGAAUCCACUAAUGCCGGGUUUGGGUUUGAUCCCGGAUAUCCCGGUCGUCAAGGAGAUCAUCCACUGCAAGAGCUGCACGCUGUUCCCUCCCAACCCCAACCUCCCUCCUCCGGCCAUCAGGGAUCGCCCUCCCGGGUGUAAGACUGUGUUUGUGGGCGGUUUACCAGAGAACUCUACUGAGCAGACCGUGGAGGAUGUCUUUGGUCCAUGUGGACCCAUCAUCGCCAUCCGCAAAAGCAAGAAAAACUUCUGCCACAUUCGCUUUGCCGAGGAGUACACCGUGGACAAGGCGCUGUACUUGUCUGGUUACCGCAUCCGCCUAGGCUCCAGCACCGACAAGAAGGACAGCGGGCGUCUCCAUGUGGACUUUGCUCAGGCCAGAGACGACUUGUACGAGUGGGAAUGUUUUCAGCGGAUGUUGGCACGGGAGGAGCGCCACCGACGCAAGGUAGAAGAGGACCGGAUGAGACCGCCUUCCCCUCCUCCCAUCGUCCACUAUUCAGACCACGAGUGCAGCCUGCUGGGGGACAAGAUCAAAGCCUUCAUCAUCACCAAGAAAGGAGGUCCAGAAUUGGCUGGGCUUUCCUGA